UGCGAACAGGAAGUGUCGCCCACUCAGCAGCGCAGGACGCGCAAAAAAGGACUCACAAAAUGGCUUUAAUGCGUAGCCCAGUGGAUACCUCUGGGACAUCAGUGACUGACAUGCAGGAGAACGCCUUGCAGGACACCCUACAGUCGGAAAUCAGAGAGAGCCAACUUGUGCAGUCGGGAAUCUCUACUGUAGCUGUAGCAACAGAUCACCUCGAGCUCCACAAUGAACAUGCUUCACUUCAGGGUGACACAAUACCUGAUGAGAUUCUUAAUGCUCUUACAUCAGCCGUUGGCCAAAGUAGCCCUCCAAAAUAUCCCAAGGGUGCCAGACCUAACACAGAUAUAAAGAGUCUUGGUCUGAAGGUCGCUGAUCAUGUGUGGCAUCAUCCAGUUCGACGCCACAAAUUCAAGUACAUGAUAGACCAGCCAGUCACCGUAUCCAGUGCUGGAAAGGAUAUUUCUUUCCUGUAUAAUGCUGUUUUGUUGAACCCUCUGUCUGCUGCAGGAAAAAGUGUAGGAACAAAAAAAGCUUCCACUGAGCCGAGUCUGCCUGAAAGUUUGAUUCCAGAGGAUUAUCACGUAGUCGAAAACAAAGGAGUUUUGGGCUUGAAAUAUUACGAAGAUAAAUACACUGUUCAUCUGGAAGAUCAGGAAAAAAGACUGAAGGCUUUCCCUUCCAUGAAACCCAGUGGGAGAUUAGAGGCCAUUCAGCUAAUGAAAACAAUGGACGCAAUGUUAUCCAAAGCUGGAGUAGAUGAGAGUCUUACUGAAGUUAAAGGACCAACAGAGAUGCAUAACCUGCUUGAUUUGAUCAAGACAGAGCAAAACAUCUACAAUAUUAUUUUCCAUGAGCUCAUUCGGCAGGUUUCUGUUGAAUGUGCAGAAAGAGGAGAAUUGCUGGCAAAACUGAGACAGAGGUACGUGAUGCUGCUAGACCGAGUUCCAAGGCAUCUGAAAGGCUUGUACAUGGAGACUCUAGCACAGAGAGCAUUUGACAGACAACUCACAGAAGAACUCAUUCAUUUCAAAACAUCCAUUGGACAACUAAACAAUGAGCUGACCCAAGUGAGACAGCAUGACCUGCGAGUGUCGAGAGAAGUGGAACAAGCUCAUGAGGAAAUGGCAGUGGCUCUAAAGGAGGCCAAGAGAAAUGCAGACCUUGUUGCAGAGUAUCAUGAGCUGUAUGAGCUGCAACGGCGCCGGCUUGAGGCACAAGUGUCCCGUCUUACUGAAGAAAGAGAUCUUUGGAGCCGAGUAACUUACAGUUUAGCAUUAAAGGUGAUUGAUAAGAACAAGCUUCAUUUGGCUAGGAAGCUGAACCUCAGUGAUAUUUCUUGGACAAGAAUUUCAUCUCAUUUUGCUGUGCUUUUGGCUUCAUCGGACACUGAAGACCUGAACAAGGUUAUACAGCUUGUAGAUAAGUGGAAGGAUCUUAUCUAUCAAUGUAAUAGAGAGCUUGAGCAAGCAUGGGACUCGGGCAGAGAGAAAAUAAAGCUUAUAGAAGCGGGCAUCACCAAGUGGCACGCUCACUUCAAUGAAAGCAAUUCAGCCAUGGAGCAACAAGGAUAUCAGAGGGGACCAGAAUUUCUGCUACUACAAGACCUUAAGCAGUGGGAGGAGAUGCUUACUGUUGAAUCCACACGCUAUGGGGGAGAAGAAUUGCUUUCUAAUCAGGAGAACGUCAAAACCAUGACCCAGCUCCAGCAGGAAUGGAAUGAGAUUCUUCUUACCAUACUGGGAAGACAUCCAAAUGUAGAACAGGAAAAUACCAGUGUGCGAGAAACUAUGAAGGAAAUUACCAGAAUAGUACAAGACUUGCACCAGCAACUAGGAAUUCAAAUCACUGGUGAAAAUGGUGCCUGUAGAUUUCUUGUGAGUUUAAUUAAUGACAUUGAGUCCUGGACAGCAAGACGUGCAAACACCAGUGGUGUGACUAGAAUUCCUCUCUACAGUGACUGUACAAAACUAUUUGAAUGUGUUUCUGAGUGGCUCAGAUUAUGGAAGGAAACCUUACAGGUGCCUAAAUCUCUUCAACAUGACAAAGACCAGCUGAAACCUAAUGUGCAUGGAAGUAUUGCUCCCCUUGAGGUAUUCCCCCGCCUUCAAGAUUUCUUGUCCGCUUUUUCAUACUUUGUGGAGUGCGAUAAUUCCAGACUUAGCGAAGAGGUAAAUACCUUACACAGCCGACUUACACAGUGGAUGGUGGACCUACUUCUUUAUGUAGUGCCUGACCGAGGAGACUUGCUGCCUUCUUCAGAUGAUAUCGAGCGAGAACAAGCCUGGCUAAAGCUAAAAGAUGAGUCGCAGACUCUAGCUCACGGUCUGAAUUUCUUUUCUGAAUUCUUAACAUGCUCAUGCAAGGGAAUUAUUGAAAACGUUGUUCAGGAGAGAAGAGCCAAAAAUGAAGAGAAUCCAGAACAAGAGCUACAUGAGCUAGAGAAAAUCCAGAAUGAAUGCAACGAUUGGAAGGAGACGUGCCAGAUCCUGUUGGUACAAAUUAAAGAUUCUCCAGCUACUCUCUCUGAAGCUGAGUCUAUGGUGACCGAGUCCAAAGCAGACUUGCCACCUUCCCAACCCACAGUAGCAGCAGAGUUGGAUAUUAAAUCAGAGGAAACCGAGAAGUCAUUUGAAGAAGUAGGUGAAUCCACAGACCAUGAAGCCAUCAAGGAGGCAUCUUGCAGCAAAGAAUCAAAGCAGGAGGAGGACGUCAUGGACUUUAAUGCCAAAGCUUUAAAAUUUAUUGCUCACGACUCAACCAUACAAGAGAAGCUUCUUAAGGAAGAUCUAAUUCCUGUAACAGAGAGUGAGGCGAUGGUUUCCCGACCUCAAACACCCAGGGCAAGAAGAGCCUUUGAAGCACUGGCUGCAGUUGAAAUUUUACAGCAUCAACUCUUGAAGGCGGAGGAGCGCGCACAGAAUGCAGAACAGCAAAUUGUUGACAUCAAUGAACGUCUGCAUGUGGCACAUGAGAAGAUCCAUGACUUGGAGCUACAGCUUAAAAGCAAAGGCAGCAAAGACAAUGCAGAUGAAAAGAGGGUUCCUUAGCAAAACUAAAUGACAUCAAGAGAGCAUGAAGCCUUACCUUUCAUCAUGGCAUCAUAGAUUUGGAUGCAGUAGGAAUGGAAGUACAUGGCUGGGCAGCAGAUAUGAAAAUGUAUAUGCUGGUUGUUAAGAAUGUCACACGCUCGUCAUUUCUUUUUUCCAUCCCAACCUAUUCCUUUCUUUAAGGAAUACAAGUUAAUAUGUUGUACUUGCUUCAAGACAAAACUUCCUGUGGGGGUCUGGCUACAUCCAUCACCAAGAAUAAAUAGGUAACGCCAUGUUUGGUUCUCAAGAGGAUGUAAAAUAGAAUUUGAAAACAACAAGUAUAAAAGAACACUUCCACGCAUUAGGAAAUGUCCUCAAAAGCACUCAAAUGUAAGCAAGACUCUGGGUUAGUCAGCGCAGAACAUCUGCUGCACAACAAAUCUGCAUGAUCAGCCUAUUAGAACACUGAAGACCAGCUUAAGAUGGAACAUUUCCAAAGAAAUCAGAAGAUAACGAGAUCAAACUUCAGAUGUGCAUCACUCGUGCAAGUCCAUGGGCUGCUAAACCUGCUCAAAACAUCAUUCUCACACUUAACACCUCCAUCUUAAUAAACAUACUGCUCAUGGAGUUGAUAAAGAUGUGGAAGAAAUUGGUCCCCCAAGGACCUCAGAGUCAGAAAUCAGACAGGAAGAAGCCUGUUCAUGCAUCUUAAAUUUCUCUUCAUGAAGAGGGGGCCCACGUUACAACCGUCUGUUAAGGGCAAGUACCACGAGCAGAGGUGUUAAGGAAUGGUCCCAGAGCAAAGACAGACCCACAUUUAUAGACAACUGAAUUUACAUAAGUGUUGAAUUAAUGCUUGCAUAUAACCUGACAUUUACUCUGAUUGGUUCAAAUGCUUACAUACCCAAAUAAACACACUUAAAUUAAAGUCUCAUUCCACUAAAUUCUUGUCCUUCUCAAUCUCUCAAGUUCAGCUCUUACCCUUUAAUGAAAUUUCUAGUACAUGACAUCAGCCAAUUUAUUAAACCAUCUCCUAGAACAGUGGUCCCAAACUCCGGUCCUGGAGGGCUGCAGUGGCUGCAGGUUUUCAUUCUAACCCUUUUCUUAACGAGUGACAUGUUUUUGUUGCUAAUAAAUUUUGUAUUGAAUUCAAAAGAAGUUAAACUAUAGGGUGAGUCAAAAUUGUGUUAGCACUAAAGGAUGAUUUUUAUCUCGACCACACAGGCUGUGGUGGACCAAUGCCAUGGCCUCCACACUCCACUGAUUUGACACCCUGUGAUUUGUGGUUAUUGGGUAUAGCAGGAAAGUCGCGAUAUCAAUGACCUGAAGGAUAGCAUACGGACUGUGGUAUCAUCAAUUCCACGUGAAAUGUGUGUCUGGGCUUUAAAUGGUACUGUUGCUCGUUGGUUUUUAUGUGUUGAACAGGUUUGAGACAUUCCUGUAAAU
Polypterus senegalus (gray bichir) is the source of this 4472-nucleotide messenger RNA. RefSeq names its product axonemal dynein light chain domain containing 1 (gene axdnd1). The record is from RefSeq and is a predicted model, not a curated record. The coding region runs from base 60 to 3044 and encodes 994 amino acids. The transcript is spliced from 26 exons. Lineage: Eukaryota; Metazoa; Chordata; Cladistia; Polypteriformes; Polypteridae.